GGGUCGUGGAGAGAAGGUCUGAGGUAGAAGGACUGGGAAGCAACAAGUGAGGGGGCCCCAUUCGCGGUAUUUCGUUCAACCGAGAAUAGAAACCUUCUCUGGCUUUGGUGCAGCGCUUUGCAGUUUCUAAAGCUCUUUGCCAGCCGUUGGUUACAUUCACACACGGCACCCAGUGAGGCAGCGAACGGCGGGCAUGGAUUGCCCUUUGAGCUUUGAUGAACCCCUUUCUGGCCGAAGUCGAACCAGAAUCAGAGACCCCCUGACUCAGGCUGCUGUCUGGGGAAAAAAUUACUUGUCAGAACCUUCAUUUCAUAGUUGACCUCGGGACCCUUGUAGGUCAGCGUUUCUCAACCUUUUUUUUUCUUUCCAUUAUCGUUCUCUUAAGAAAAGCCUUUUAAAACGUUUUGCUCAUCAGUCUCUUCCUCCUCGACGCCAUGAAAUUGUGAUACCGUUCAUAUACUGUAUAGCUGCUUAUGUACCGUAUCGUGUUUUACACAUAAAAGGAGUAAGAUCUCACCCUUUGGAGGUAUAUCUGCUUCUAAUGUGGCUGUAAUUACCUUGCUCUUCCAUACCAAAAUAUCUUUUGAGGUGCUGUUUUUCAACCCUAAACUUUCUACCAAGAAUGAAACUAUUUAGAAGUUAAGAUGACAACAGAUCACGAAGAGCCCUGUGGUCCUAGUCACAGGUCAUUCUGCCUGAAUGGAGGACUUUGUUAUGUGAUACCUACUAUUCCCAGCCCGUUUUGUAGAUGCAUUGAAAAUUAUACAGGAGCUCGUUGUGAAGAGAUUUUUCUCCCAAGCUCCGGUAUCCAAACUAAAAGUGAUCUGUUCGCAGCUUUCGUGGCAUUGACUGUUCUUCUAGGAACGCUUAUCCUUGGAGCCCUCUACUUCCUCUGCAGGAAGGGCCAUCUUCAGAGGGCCAGCUCAGUCCAGUAUGAUAUCAACUUGGUAGAGACAAGCAGUACCAGUGUCCACCACA
Molecule: messenger RNA, 978 nt
Organism: Odocoileus virginianus texanus
Lineage: Eukaryota; Metazoa; Chordata; Mammalia; Artiodactyla; Cervidae
Source: RefSeq, a predicted model, not a curated record